Molecule: messenger RNA, 237 nt
Organism: Dovyalis caffra
Lineage: Eukaryota; Viridiplantae; Streptophyta; Magnoliopsida; Malpighiales; Salicaceae
Source: the annotation of a GenBank genome assembly
AUGGUUGAGGAAGUUCAGGAUGUUGUUCGUAAGGACAAGGAAGAGCUCAAUCCUAUUAGGAUUGUUCAUUUAGGGGUUUUUGUUUGGAUGAAUAAUUUUAAGAUUCUUGAUUUGGGAUUUACGAGAAAGGGAGAGGUGAAGAACGGAAAUGUCCUCAGCCACAUGGUUAAGAUGCUUGACCAUCUCUUCAAAGCAAGACUUCAAAGGAUUAGAAGAGCGGUGAAUGCACUCAGUUAA